AUGCCAAAGCAACUUGUCAAUGUUGAGAAAGCUAAAGCAGAUUUUAUUGCCUUCUGCCGCUCCAAGUACAAUGAAAGUUCAACUUUUUUGAAACAAAUUGACGAAUUUGAAGCUGAUUAUCGUGAAGAAGAUGCUAUCAAAUUUUAUACAAGGCCUUGCCAUUUCGUUAACUAUGUCAUCAGCAGCACAUGUGCUGCUUUUAGUGUUACAAAUUACUUUCAAAUUCGUUUUAUCCUUCACGAUCUUUAUUUGCAAAUGCAGAGACUACAUGAUGAACAAUCGUCAAUGUGGCCAGAGACCCUGGUUGUUCAUCGCGGUAAAGUAAUUUCACGAACAGAAUUAAAACAGCUACCAAAGAAGAAUGAAUAUGUCAUAACAAGAGACUUCUUGUCUGUUACAACGGAUUCCCAGGUUGCAGAGACAUUCUCAUCCUUUGACGUACCUCUCAAUGACAAUAAUAAAGUAUCUGUUUUUAUUUCAAUGCACAUUGAUCAUGAAGAAGUGGCAUCGAAGCCAAUAGUAUUUAUUAAUGAUUCUAGUACAAUUACGGAUGAAGAAGAAGUUCUGCUUCCUAUGGGUAUUGUUUUUCGCAUCACCUCAUGUGAAAAAGUUGAUGAUCCUAAUUCACAAUGUUCCGUGAGGAUUAAUAUGAUUCGUAGUAAAGAAGAGAAAGAAAUCGAGAAAAAACUCAGUGUUUCUAGUCCCUUGGUAUUAGGGGCCAUCGCUACUGCAGUUGGAGGCAUUGGCGUGGGUGUAGGUAUAGUCGGACUUCUAAAUUUCUUGGAAGACAAGGAAGACCAAGAAGACCAAGAAGACCAAGAAAAGUUUUUUGAAGCCAUCACUGAUGCAUAUGAAUCUCCGGAUCCAGAUUUAGCUGCAGAGAUCCAGGGCCUUAUUGAUCACAAUGCUGAUUCGGCUGCGAUGGUAAGUUGA
Molecule: messenger RNA, 933 nt
Organism: Adineta steineri
Lineage: Eukaryota; Metazoa; Rotifera; Eurotatoria; Adinetida; Adinetidae
Source: the annotation of a GenBank genome assembly